CAAUGUUCACAUGCGAAUACAUACCGGUGAACGACCUUAUAAAUGUAAAACUUGUAAUAAAAGGUUUAAGACGUCUUACAUGUGUUUAGUGCACAGUAGAAAACAUACAGGUGAAAAACCAUUUUCGUGUAAAGUAUGUUCAAAAACUUUCAUAUCAAGCAGUCAUCUUUACGUACACACAAAAAUUCACAAUAAAGUUCUAUCGUUUCCAUGCAAAGAUUGCGAAAAAACAUUUUCCCAAGAAAAAGACUUAAAAAUUCACAGCAGUCUUCAUACAGGGCACUCGCUUUUAUACUGCGACAUGUGCGGGAAAAGUUUUAAUCGAAAGAGCAAUUUAUUGAAGCAUAUCAGACUCCACCAAGGGAUUAAAACACAUAUAUGCCAAACGUGUAGUUUUGCCUUUUCCACAUCGACGCAACUCAAAAUACAUCUAAGAACUCAUUCGGGCGAACGCCCAUAUAAAUGUGAUUUGUGUGUGGCCAAAUUUGCUUCGUCAAGUGGUUUGUCGAGGCACAAAAAAUGCACAGGAAUAAAAAUAAUGAUUUAG
Messenger RNA from Ctenocephalides felis (cat flea), 547 nucleotides. RefSeq names its product zinc finger protein 582-like. The record is from RefSeq and is a predicted model, not a curated record. Gene Ontology annotation, cellular component: nucleus. NCBI's taxonomy places the organism in Eukaryota, Metazoa, Arthropoda, Insecta, Siphonaptera, Pulicidae. The transcript has 3 exons. Gene Ontology annotation, molecular function: RNA polymerase II transcription regulatory region sequence-specific DNA binding; DNA-binding transcription factor activity, RNA polymerase II-specific. Gene Ontology annotation, biological process: regulation of transcription by RNA polymerase II. The coding region runs from base 11 to 547 and encodes 178 amino acids.